Molecule: messenger RNA, 1608 nt
Organism: Saprolegnia parasitica CBS 223.65
Lineage: Eukaryota; Oomycota; Saprolegniomycetes; Saprolegniales; Saprolegniaceae
Exons: 1
Coding region: 1-1608 (535 amino acids)
Biological process (GO): proteolysis
Molecular function (GO): serine-type carboxypeptidase activity
Source: RefSeq, a predicted model, not a curated record
AUGCAGAUCAUCGCAUCGCUUCUCGUCGUCGCGGCGAGCGCCAUGGCCGCCGACGUCCAGACCGCGCACCACAUCACGGACAUGCCCAACUACAAUGACAAGUCGCCCAUCAAUUUCAACCAGUUUGCGGGGCACAUGCCAUUGCCCUCGAAUGGCCAAAAGAUGUUUUACUGGCACGUCGAGUCCCAAGCCAACCCGGCGACCGACCCGCUCGUGCUCUGGCUCAACGGCGGGCCCGGCUGCUCGUCGCUCGGUGGCUUCUUCACGGAGCUCGGGCCGUUCGUCGUUGAGAGCGACCUUAGCGUGAAGCGCAACAAGUACGGCUGGAACCGCAAGACCAACAUGGUCUUUCUCGAGUCGCCGUCCGGCGUCGGCUUUAGCACGCCCUUCCUUAACGCCUCCGACUACAACGACGCGUUCACGACGGCCCGUGCGCGCGAGUUCCUCGCCGAGUUCCUCCUCGCGUACCCCUCGUACGCCGGUCGCGACUUUUACAUCACGGGCGAGAGCUACGGCGGCAUGUACAUCCCGUACCUCGUCGAUGCGCUUUUGACGGCGCCGAUUCAUGGGCUCAACCUCAAGGGCUUUGCGAUCGGCAACCCGUACACGGACGAAGCGAUUGACAACGAAGCGUACUUGGACUACUACUACACGCACGGCAUGAUCUCGAUCGAGGCGUACGCCGACAUCCAGGCCAAGUGCAACCUCAACGGCCUCGCCCAGUUUGCCGGCGUCUUCUCGGACCGCUCGAGCAACGACUCGUGCGCGGUGGCCGUCUCAGAGGGCAUGGUGCAAGCCGAGACGGACAAGCUCAACGGGUAUUACAUUUACGGCGACGUGUGCCUCCUCCAGAACGACCAAGGCAACACGCUGCAGUAUCGCGACAUUCGCCCGAUGCACCGCGGCCCGUAUGCGCCGUGCACCGAUCAGUUUACGCAGUCGUACUUGCGCCUGCCGCAAGUCCAAGCCGCGAUCCACGUCUCGGGCAGCCACGUCGAGUGGAAGAACUGCGCCGGCCACGCGGCGAUCCAGUACACGCGGAGCAAGUCGUCGCUGCCGCUGUACCCGCGCAUUCUCAAUGCGAACCUCAAGGCGCUCAUCUACAGCGGCGACGCCGACUCGGUCGUCAACUUUAUCGGGACGCAGCGCUGGAUCACGUCGAGCGGUCUCAAACUCAACGUCGUUGACAAGUGGAAGGCCUGGUUCGGCCCGGACAAGCAGCUCGCGGGCUACACGGAGGCGUACCAAGGCCUCAACUUUACGACGGUCAAGGGCGCGGGGCAUAUGGUGCCCGCGGUGCGGCCGCUCCACGCACUCUACAUGUUCGAGUGCUUCGUCUUUGGCCAAGAGAAUUGCGACACGUUUGCAUACCCCAAGGACAACUUGGAGUAUUUGACGGGCGCCGACGUCACGUACACGAACGACGAUGAUGACGUGACGACGCAGGCGACGCUCUCAUCGGGCGAGUCGAGUAUGAACUGGGGCCUCUUUGUUGUGGCGCUGCUUCUCGUUGGUACCAUCAUCUCGGGCGCCGUGUUCGUCAUGCGGCGACGCGCCAAGAAGCGCGAGUACGCGGACCUCGAGGAGAAGACGCCGCUGACGUGCUAG